AAAGAAAAAAGAAAAAAACCCAAUGUGAUGGUGCUCUGCAGGUAGAGCUUCAGUCACUGCCAACAUGAGUAAGAAAUAGGAACUAUGUAACCCCAAUCACCCUCACCCAGGAGACCAAGGGAAACAUUCAGGAGACCCCUCCCCUUGACCCAUGUAUUGCCGGUAACUCAGGAAGGGAAGAGACGCCUGCAGAAUUGAACGGCUUUAAGGAAGACACUCCGGAUUGAAGGGGAUACUCAGCUCAGGCAGGCUAUUAGGUGGCUGGGGAGUGGUGUGUUGCAAGGGGCUUUAAAGAGAGCAUGAAGCAGCUGGUGAGCCGGGAUGAAGAUGCAGCAUAAGAGGAUGGAACCGAAACGAUAGACAGAGUGCAGAUAAAACAUGAGUCCCAGAGGGCCCUAGCCAGCUGCAUCCCAGGCAAUCAGGAGCCUGGGAUUGGAGACCCCACCCCUACCAUGACAUCACAGGGGAGUGGGGUGGAGACGAACAAAAAGGGGGUCCCCCGCCCUGGCCUUGGACUCUUGGCAGCUCAGAGUGUCAAGAGCAGAGAGGGGCUGGGCACUGGGCUUAGGUGCCUGACUUAAAGGAACAGCCUGCCCUUUCCUUGAGCCCCUCUAAGCUGCCCCCUCCAGACCUUGAUCUCUGUCUCCCCAUCUGAUGACCUCUCCCUCCUGAGGCCACCCCUGGGUCCCUUCUGAGGGGUCAUUCUCAGCAUGAACUGCAUCUCAGAUUUCUUCACCUAUGAGACCACCAAGUCCGUGGUUGUGAAGAGCUGGACCAUUGGAAUCAUCAACCGAGCAGUUCAGCUCCUGAUCAUCUCCUACUUUGUGGGGUGGGUUUUCUUGCACGAGAAGGCAUACCAGGUGCGGGACACAGCCAUUGAGUCCUCGGUGGUGACCAAGGUGAAGGGCUUUGGACGCUAUGCCAACCGAGUCAUGGACGUGUCUGAUUAUGUGACCCCACCCCAGGGCACCUCUGUCUUCGUCAUCAUCACCAAGAUGAUCGUAACGGAAAACCAGAUGCAAGGAUUCUGCCCAGAGAGCGAGGAGAAGUUCCGCUGUGUCUCAGACAGCCAGUGUGGGCCCGAGCGCUUCCCAGCUGGGGGGAUCCUCACGGGCCGCUGCGUGAACUACAGCUCUGUGCUCCGGACCUGUGAGAUCCAGGGCUGGUGCCCCGCCGAGGUGGACACGGUGGAAAUGCCUGUCAUGAUGGAAGCCGAGAACUUCACUAUUUUCAUCAAAAACAGCAUCCGUUUCCCCCUCUUCAACUUUGAAAAGGGAAACCUCCUUCCCAACCUGACAGCCGCAGACAUGAAGACAUGCCGCUUCCACCCCGACAAGGCGCCCUUCUGCCCCAUCUUGCGGGUGGGGGAUGUGGUCAAGUUCGCGGGGCAGGAUUUUGCCAAACUGGCCAGCACGGGCGGAGUUCUGGGCAUUAAGAUCGGUUGGGUAUGCGACCUGGACAAGGCCUGGGACCAGUGCAUCCCCAAAUAUUCAUUCACCCGACUUGACGGCAUUUCUGAAAAGAGCAGCAUCUCCCCUGGCUACAACUUCAGGUUUGCCAAGUACUACAAGAUGGAGAACGGCAGCGAGUACCGCACGCUCCUGAAGGCUUUCGGCAUCCGCUUCGACGUGCUGGUAUACGGGAAUGCCGGCAAGUUCAACAUCAUCCCCACCAUCAUCAGCUCCGUGGCAGCCUUCACCUCCGUGGGUGUGGGGACUGUCCUCUGUGACAUCAUCCUGCUCAACUUCCUCAAGGGCGCUGACCAGUACAAAGCCAAGAAGUUUGAGGAGGUGAACGAGACCACGCUGAAGAUCACAGCCUCGGCCAACCCGGUGUACCCCAGUGACCAGACCACGGAGGAGAAGCAGUCCACAGACUCGGGGGCCUACUCCAUUGGCCACUAAGUCCUCUUCCCUGGGCCCCACCCUCAGCCUUGGGCUCCAGGCCUCCCCACCUGGGCGGGGGUGGUAUGGGAGGGAGAGGGGCUCUCCUUUUUGCUGCUCACCCGACGAGGCCACCCACAAAGUGUCUGACCCCACCAAUCCUUUACAGACAGGUCGUGCUCCCUGCCAAGACCCCAGUCUCACCCGCACCCCAUUGCCUCACCCCUGUCUGCCUCCCAGGACCCUCAGGGCAGUGGUACCUAGUUGCCCCCCCUUCCACAGAGUAGAGAUAAUAAUAGUAAUAACUAGCGGCCACAAGGCCUACCAGGUGCCAGGCACUUUCACACCCAUUAUCUCCUUUAAUCCUGAGAACAGUGCUACGAGGUAGAGAUUCGUUUCCCUAGUUUGAAGAUAAACUGAGGCUCAGAGAGACUGAGUCACUUGCCCCAGGCCACACAGCCAGGAAUUGAGUGAGCUGGGAUUUGAACCCAGGUCUGAUUAACUCCAUCACCCACACCCCACAAGGAGAGAACAAACGCCCAGGAGGUGUCGGCGCUGCUGCUUCAGGCUCCUCUGCUUUGACCAGGAUUGGGGUCGGCUUCGUAAAGUAAGCCCCAGCCCAUCCCCAGGAAUGCGGCAGGUCCCAUUUUAGGGGCAACCAGCCAGACCCCAGUGCAGGGCCUCUUUCUCAGACUAGAGUGGGUCCCCAAUUCAGAAGGAAACAGGAGGCGUAACUGUCAGUGAAUUUUUCCUUCCCUCAGCCCAAGCCAGAGCAGGGGCCAUUCUUGCUUUCUCUGGGACCCCCACGUGCCCACACACAUCUGGGCCCCUCACUGCACAGCUGUGUAGGACACGCCCCCCCCCCGCCCCCCUCACAGAGUGGGAUGGGAUUCCCGGACCUGGGAACACAAUGAUGAAAAGGUCCAGUAAGACCCAACACCCUGCACCCUGCCAGCAGGAGUUCAGCAGGGCUUUCCCCGUGGGGCCCUAAUGAGAUGGUCGGUCUUCUAAUGUCAGAAACUAAAAGGGUUUUAGGAA
Phacochoerus africanus (Common warthog) is the source of this 2921-nucleotide messenger RNA. It is a transcript of the gene P2RX3, whose product is annotated as purinergic receptor P2X 3. The coding region runs from base 711 to 1904 and encodes 397 amino acids. The record is from RefSeq and is a predicted model, not a curated record. The transcript is spliced from 12 exons. Gene Ontology annotation, cellular component: plasma membrane; nuclear inner membrane. Gene Ontology annotation, molecular function: ATP binding; purinergic nucleotide receptor activity; extracellularly ATP-gated monoatomic cation channel activity. Gene Ontology annotation, biological process: response to ATP; monoatomic cation transmembrane transport. NCBI's taxonomy places the organism in Eukaryota, Metazoa, Chordata, Mammalia, Artiodactyla, Suidae.